AUGUCAAGUAACAUGACACUCGAACUGGUGCCAAGGUCAGCACUUCUCGUUGCAAUAGCUUUUUCUCUUGUGGGCUGCAUAGGAAAUGGACUAAUAAUCUUGGCUACUAUACUAUCGCCUACUUUAAGAAGUAGGUGCAACUUGUUGAUAUGCUUACUAGCCAUAGCUGACUUCAUCAUUUGUGCAUACCUGAUCCAAAUACGAGUGCAGAUGCUUCAUAAUUGGUACUUCCUCACAAAUAAGGAAUGCUUCUUGCAUAGUUUUCAUGGACUUUUUGCCUUGAACGUUCAAGCCGCCGUGGGUCUUGUUAUAGGACUUGAUAGGCUGUUUGCUGUUGCCCUUCCCACAAGGUAUUCGAGGCUACCAGGAUUUCUUUACGCGAUGAUGGUGGCCGCCGUGCUAAGCUACGCGAGCUUGUUCACAAUGUUUGGGUAUUGGGACUCUUCAAUGGAGGUCAUACCAGUUUGCUUCCCUCCUUUCGCUUACAACAACACAUCAAGAGCGGUUUGGUUCUGUUCAAAUGUAGUCAUCGCCUUUCUGGUCAUUGCGGUAUACGGCCUUGCUCACCUCAAAUGUCGCACCUUAUGUGCAAAAAAUACUCAUGCGCGAAGUAUCUUGCGAAUCAAACAUUUGCUACUUUCGCUGUCGAUUGUGAUGGGAAUCUAUACAGCCACCUGGUUCGUUACAAUGAUUGUGUCACUCAUCACCCUGUUUCUUCCCAUUACUCCACGUAUUUCACAAGGAAUUAAUGAUCAACUUGGUUGGCUAGUAAUCAUCAAUUCAUCCAACAAUUUCUUCGUCUACUUUUGCAGAGCACCUGAGUAUAGGAAGGUAUUCGUGGACAUUGGCUGUCUAUUCAAAAGCAAUCAGAAGCCUCCUGCCCAUAUAAAUAUUAGUCUACGCAACAUAACAUUCUGA
Cylicocyclus nassatus is the source of this 918-nucleotide messenger RNA. The record is from the annotation of a GenBank genome assembly. Lineage: Eukaryota; Metazoa; Nematoda; Chromadorea; Rhabditida; Strongylidae.